AUGGAUCUGGCACCAUUGACUGAUGCAAUUCGUAGUAACAACGUUAACCUUGGCAGCAGUAGACCGGAUCGACGCGGAGAGAGAGAGAGAGCUGGCGAAUACACGUCUAAAAAGGGAGAUUGUUGGGCUCCGCCAGUAAGUGAGAUGAGGUGA
This is a messenger RNA of Mixia osmundae IAM 14324, 153 nucleotides long. RefSeq lists its product as uncharacterized. The record is from RefSeq and is a predicted model, not a curated record. NCBI's taxonomy places the organism in Eukaryota, Fungi, Basidiomycota, Mixiomycetes, Mixiales, Mixiaceae. The transcript is spliced from 2 exons. Bases 1 to 153 code for a protein of 50 amino acids.